UAACAGGCUAUCACUGUAAAAGAUCAAAUAUUUAUUUUUUCAGUACAGAUAAUCAGUAGCUUCAAGAUGAUACCGUUGAAACUUUUCUGUGUCGUAGUUAUUUUAAGUGCGAAUUUCAUUCUUUCCGCUAAAGCGUCACUCGACGGACGCAUUAUAGGAGGAAGCCCUGCAGACAUUCACUAUUUCCCCUACCAAGUGUCCAUACAAAACAACAAAGGCCACCAGUGUGGUGGCUCCAUCAUCCACAAAAGCUUCAUCUUAACGGCAGCUCAUUGUUUAGAAGGGGAACCCGUCAAAUCGUUAAAAAUAAGAGCCGGCAGCCACUUUUCCAACAAAGGAGGAACCAUCAGACAUGUUUGUGGCGCCACUAGCCACCAAAAUUACACAGGAAAGGGCUACUACGACUACGACAUCGCCGUCCUUAAAUUAUGCAACCCGUUAAUCUUCGGCGACACGAUUUUGCCUAUAGCCUUACCGGAAUUUAACGAACCCAUCGAUGUCUCCACACCAGCUACAGUGACCGGGUGGGGGACUACAACACAAGAGUCUAGCGUAUUUUCCCCACGUCUCCAAAAAAUCUCCCUCGUCGUCCACGACCAAAACACCUGUCGCAAAAAAUACAAAGGUUUGGCAGAAAUUACGCCUCGAAUGUUCUGUGCUGGGUGUCAAAAAGCUGUGUGCGAUUCCUGCUACGGAGACUCGGGCGGAGCGCUCUUCGCCAAGGGAAAGCAAGUCGGGAUCGUGUCCUGGGGUUACGGGUGUGCCGAAAAGAAUUAUCCAGGGGUGUAUUCACGGGUGGCUAAAUUCCGAAAAUGGGUUAAAAACAAAACUGGGGUGUAAUGUAAUUAACAUUCAACUAUUUCUCUAGCAGUUUAAUCAUAACCUAACUUUUUAAUAGUUAUUCGCAUCGAGUUAAUUAUUUGGCUUUAAUAGAAUGUAAUUAGAGUAAGUUUUCGUUGGUUUGCACUCAUUAAACUUUCCUAACUGAUGAUAAAUAUUUAGCGUGCAUAUUAUAAUUGGGUUCAUUGAUUGUGGUAACCACAAUGGAUUAUUAUCUAUUCGGGAAAAAUUGAAAUUAAGUUUGAGAGUUGAAUUCUAGGAAAAGAUUUAUGGGGCUAAUAAUUAAGGAAUUAGGUUAUCUGCAUUUAUCACUAACAUUUAUAAAUAGUGAACAGCAUUACUUACAUUGUUAGAGUCUUUGAAAUAAAGCG
This is a messenger RNA of Zophobas morio, 1211 nucleotides long. RefSeq names its product trypsin-2-like. Gene Ontology annotation, molecular function: serine-type endopeptidase activity. The transcript has 5 exons. Gene Ontology annotation, biological process: proteolysis. Bases 67 to 840 code for a protein of 257 amino acids. The record is from RefSeq and is a predicted model, not a curated record. NCBI's taxonomy places the organism in Eukaryota, Metazoa, Arthropoda, Insecta, Coleoptera, Tenebrionidae.